AUGGGUAGAUGUGAUUUGAAUCCAUUGUGUUUAAUCAGAAGAGAUACAGAUUUAAGUAGCAUUGACUGGUACGAUUUCAUUGUCGAUUGUUUGGUUAGGACGAAGAAGGUUUACAACUCAAAGAAAGAAUCUUCUUUCUAUUAUGGACCAGCAGCAUACCUUAUGUAUGUUGAUAGUUUCAAGUUUGAUCAUUUGCAAGUCACACGUAAACGUCCAAUUAUUUUUUAUUGGACGUCAGAGAAGAUAAGGUUUCUUGAAGAAGAAUGUCAAGAAUCUGAGUAUAAUGAGGAGGAAUCUGGUGGUGAUGAGGAUGAAUAUGAUGGUGAUGAGGAUUUAUGUGAUGAGGAUGAAGAAGAGUUUGAUGUUAAUAAGGUGUAUGAAAAUAAAAUUUCAUAUAUGUAUCAGAAGAUGGAGGAUUUGAAAAAGGAUCUUGUUGUAAAGAUAGAUGAGGGAGUGUUGAAGUUUCCUCAAAGUCAAAAUUUGAAAAAUUGGAAAUUAUUAUUUCCUGUUGAAGAUUUAAGCACAAAAAGUUUUGAUUUCCAUUAUGUUUCACAACAAAAUAAAGAACCGAUAUUGACACCUGCUUUUGUUCAAGUUAAUGAUGAUGAAAAAAUCACAGAAGGGGAUGGGAGUUGUCCAUAUGAGGGCAAUAUUGGUAAAAAUGAUGUUGAAGGUAAUGGUGAUGUUAAUGAUCAUGCAUAUGAGGAUGAUAUUGGUAAAAAUAAUGAUUUUUUGAAUGAGAAAGAUGAUGAACAACAAAAUGGAAGUGGAUUCAAUGAAGAAGAGGCCAUAAGUUUAAAUUUUGUUGUUGAAAAUGUUAGUACCGAAAACUUGGUUGAUGGUUGUAUAAAUCAGAAACAAGUUGAAGAUGAUGUUAAUGACAAUUUGACUGGUUUUGAGAAAAAUGAAUUUGAUGAUGGGAUUGUAAAUUUGGGUGAGGAAGAUCAUAAGAAAGAAGUAAUUUCAGAUCAUACUGUUGAUAAAGUUAUUGUAGAAAAGAAGAAAGAAGAUGAAUUAAUUCAUCCAAGUUUAUUGAAAGGUUUUGCUGAAGUGUUAGUUGAACUUUCUAAAGCAAAGAAGGAUGGAGAAGGUGUGGUAGAAAGUGAAGGUGUUGAAGUUCAUUCGGAUUUAGGGAAAGCAAUAGAAGAUUGUUCAAAUAAAAAUAAAGAUGGAGAAACUGCUAAAGAAGGUUUACAAAUUAUACAAUGGAAGGAUUCAAACGAGACUCAAUCACUGAAAAAGGACAAUGCAGAAGUGAAAGUUGAGAAGUUUUCUUGUCCAAGUUUUAGUCUUGGAUUUAAUCAAGAUUCUCAAGGUUCCAAUAAGGCAUCUCAAAGUCAAAGUUCUACUGAACGGAUGACUAAGAAAAAGAUUAAGGAUAAAGUUUAUUUGGGAAAAAACAUUUGGUGGGCCAAAGUGUGUUGUUCAAGUGUUGAUGUUAUUGAUGCUAGUCUAGUUUCUUUUGCACCACUUUUGGGUACAUUAUAA
This is a messenger RNA of Lactuca virosa, 1488 nucleotides long. The record is from the annotation of a GenBank genome assembly. NCBI's taxonomy places the organism in Eukaryota, Viridiplantae, Streptophyta, Magnoliopsida, Asterales, Asteraceae.